Messenger RNA from Ceratosolen solmsi marchali, 1278 nucleotides. RefSeq lists its product as uncharacterized. The record is from RefSeq and is a predicted model, not a curated record. The coding region runs from base 141 to 1181 and encodes 346 amino acids. Lineage: Eukaryota; Metazoa; Arthropoda; Insecta; Hymenoptera; Agaonidae. The transcript has 5 exons.
GAAAUUAUAAAACAAUCAAAUCGAUUAUAUCAACGGAAGUUACUUCCAACUGUCAAAAUAAACUCGCGGCUUUUCGGUGCAGCCGCGAGGGAUGAAAAUGCUUUCCUGAGACAAAUAAAAAUAUCAUUCAUUAUUAAAGGAUGGAAAAUCAGGAAACCGACGAACUAAAAGUGUGCUCAGACAAGUCCCAGGACCAGCCUCAACAACAGCAGCAAUUAACAUGCUGGUUAUAUGUAUCCCGUACCUGUGACUUUGAUCAGCAGCAUCAACAACAGCAGCAGCAAUCGGAAAUAGGUCAGAAUUAUAGAUGUGAUGGACUACCUAGGGGGAUUCUCGAAGAGGCAAUUCGUGCCGUUGAACCAACUGGAUCCUGGCACGUGUCUGAAACUCAUUGUGGCCUAAUAGCUGGUUUCGCUCGAGAGUUUGAUGCUGACAAACUCUUGCAACGCGGGGAUCUCGCAAGGAUCUUCGAAGCAGCUGUUCAGGUAGCUCGAUUUUGUGAUCGAGACUCUCGUUAUCGUCAGGCGCUUUUAUUGCGUGAUGUACCAUGGGCCAUUCCUCUACAAGAUCUUAAUUCAGCAUUAACUAGACAAGGUAUUAUGGCUCGAAGUAUUGAACGCUUACGUCAAUACGUACGAAUUGAGGUAUUCGAUUCAAGUCAAUAUGAACAAUUACUUCGGCAAGGUUUGGAUUUUUUCGGCGCGGCUCGCUUUUGCGCCAUUCCUGAACGUUGGUGGCGUAACAGUGGAGUCCCAACAUCUCAAAACUUCGCAGGCGGCGGAUACACCACGAAUAAUAACCAACUCGCAGAACUUGGAGGUUCAGCCCAGCAACAAUCAUUGGUUGAUGAUGUGCUACAAUGUUAUCGCUGUCAAGGUUUUUGGCAUGUUGCAGCAAAUUGUCGACAUUUACCACGUUGUGUACGAUGCGGUGAACCUCACAGUGUUGAAUUUUGUGCGAGACCAAGAAAUAAUCCUAUUUGCUGUCAUUGCUCUGGUCCUCAUCAUGCCGGAUACCGUCAAUGUCCUGUAAGACUUCAACUCCUGAAUGCGACUCCAGUAAGUUUGACUCUCAGCAUUAAUCGUUUGAACUCCAACGCACCGACUAGCCAUUUAUUACUGCCUUAUGGAAAAUCAAAUAACAAUAGCAGUAAUCCAGCAAAUAGUGCUACAACUCUAUAAAUAAAUUUAUACCUCUUUUUACCCAUAAUUUUCAUUUUUUAUAAAUCAUGAUUUAUUUUACUGCAAAAAUAAGUGACGCAAUUAUUAGAAUCACUUC